GGGGAGUGACUACAAGUCCCAGAAGGCCGUGCGGCCUCAGCAGCGGGCCCUUCAGUUCCCAGGGCGACCCCUGUGGCAGAAGCGGGGCAUCUGGCGACCGUGGGGUCGUACCGUGGCCACCGCGUUCUGCACGUUGCUUUCGGCGUCCUCUUUCUCACCCCGAGGCCACCGCCAUGAAGGAUGCACUGGUGCUGCAGAGCCGCGUCCCGGCGCACCCGGACUCCCGCUGCUGGUUCCUGGCCUGGAACCCCACGGGGACUCUGCUGGCCUCGUGCGGCGGCGACCGUAAAAUCCGCAUCUGGGGCACCGAGGGUGACAGCUGGAUUUGCAAGUCUGUCCUUUCUGAAGGCCAUCAGCGCACUGUUCGGAAAGUGGCCUGGUCCCCCUGUGGAAAUUACCUGGCCUCUGCCAGCUUCGAUGCUACUACUUGCAUUUGGAAGAAGAACCAGAAUGACUUUGAGUGUGUAACCACUCUUGAGGGUCAUGAAAAUGAGGUCAAGUCAGUGGCUUGGGCCCCGUCUGGCAAUCUCUUGGCUACCUGCAGCAGAGAUAAGAGUGUGUGGGUCUGGGAAGUUGACGAAGAGGAUGAGUAUGAAUGUGUCAGUGUCCUCAACUCUCAUACACAGGACGUUAAGCAUGUGGUUUGGCACCCAAGCCAGGAGCUUUUAGCUUCUGCCAGCUAUGAUGACACAGUGAAGUUGUACCAGGAAGAAGGGGACGACUGGGUCUGCUGUGCCACCCUUGAAGGUCAUGAGUCCACUGUAUGGAGCUUGGCCUUUGACCCCAGUGGCCAGCGUCUGGCAUCUUGCAGUGAUGACCGUACUGUGCGCAUUUGGCGCCAGUAUCUACCAGGCAAUGAGCAAGGGGUGGCAUGCAGUGGCUCUGACCCCACCUGGAAAUGUAUCUGCACUUUGUCAGGCUUCCACACCAGGACCAUUUACGACAUUGCUUGGUGUCAGCUGACAGGGGCCCUGGCUACAGCGUGUGGGGAUGAUGCCAUCCGAGUGUUUGAGGAGGAUCCAGGCUCAGAUCCACAGCAGCCUACCUUCUCUCUGACAGCUCAUCUGCGUCAGGCCCAUUCCCAGGACGUCAACUGUGUGGCUUGGAAUCCCAAGGAGCCAGGACUCCUGGCCUCUUGUAGUGAUGAUGGGGAGGUGGCCUUCUGGGAAUAUCACCAACCUGCAGGCCUCUGAGCUAUAGCUUGACUUGGCUAAGACUUUCCUAGUCAUCAAGAGGACCUGAAGGAUCCUUGAUCUUCAUUUAGCUUUAUGCCUCUGUUUGGAUGUGUAGAAGCCACAGGACCAUUCACUGUUUCCCUUCCUUGAUGUGAGAGAGCCAUGGGACAGAGCCAUGGAACAGAAGUAUGUUGUGUUACAAAUUUUGCUUUAUUUAGGGCAUGGUGUUACAUUUGGGGGGUAAAUAGAGUAUUUAUAAUCACUAUGUAUGUAUAUAGGAGAAUGUGUUUGAAAGCUUUCUGAAAUUAUGAGCUUUAUAGAAAUAAUCCACCUGUGCCCCACUUCCUAUUUUAUAAAUAAGGUCAUUUAUCAUUUAUAA
Messenger RNA from Peromyscus eremicus (cactus mouse), 1554 nucleotides. It is a transcript of the gene Ciao1, whose product is annotated as cytosolic iron-sulfur assembly component 1. The record is from RefSeq and is a predicted model, not a curated record. Gene Ontology annotation, cellular component: cytosolic [4Fe-4S] assembly targeting complex. Gene Ontology annotation, biological process: iron-sulfur cluster assembly. Gene Ontology annotation, molecular function: protein binding. Bases 174 to 1193 code for a protein of 339 amino acids. The transcript is spliced from 7 exons. Lineage: Eukaryota; Metazoa; Chordata; Mammalia; Rodentia; Cricetidae.